AUGAGAAAGGCUGCAAUGUUGAACAAUGACAUGGAUAUCUCUAGGCUUGUGGUUUAUAUACAGCAGGCCAGUAGUAGUCCUAAGGCACAGGGUGACCAAGCUCAGUCUAGUGGAGCUCAGUCUGUGCUACCUUAUUCUCCUUGUCAUUUUUGUGGACAACUUCAUCGUGUUUAUUGUAAGGAGAGGAGUAAUCGGUGUUAUAAUUAUGGUCAGCGGGGUCACAUGCAGCGAAAUUAUCCUUCAGCCAAGGUUGCCACUAGGGCUAAUAAAGUUUUAGUUGCCACAUCUUUAGCUCCUGCGCCAAAGGACGCUACUUCUUGUACCGGCACUAGAAAAAAUCACCUCUAUGCACUUGCUACUUGCUAG
Capsicum annuum is the source of this 366-nucleotide messenger RNA. RefSeq lists its product as uncharacterized. Bases 1 to 366 code for a protein of 121 amino acids. The record is from RefSeq and is a predicted model, not a curated record. The transcript has 2 exons. Lineage: Eukaryota; Viridiplantae; Streptophyta; Magnoliopsida; Solanales; Solanaceae.